Messenger RNA from Papilio xuthus (Asian swallowtail), 4162 nucleotides. RefSeq names its product Glucose transporter 4 enhancer factor (gene Glut4EF). Lineage: Eukaryota; Metazoa; Arthropoda; Insecta; Lepidoptera; Papilionidae. The transcript is spliced from 8 exons. The record is from RefSeq and is a predicted model, not a curated record. The coding region runs from base 340 to 1674 and encodes 444 amino acids. Gene Ontology annotation, molecular function: DNA-binding transcription factor activity; RNA polymerase II cis-regulatory region sequence-specific DNA binding. Gene Ontology annotation, cellular component: nucleus. Gene Ontology annotation, biological process: regulation of transcription by RNA polymerase II.
GUCUAUUGAGGUCGUUCGCUGCGAGCUAGCGCGUAAAGUUUGCUGCCGCGAAAGGAUUUUCCUUUGUCCCGAUCUUCGAGGACUUCGCCCUCGUAUUAUGUUUCCGCGCGAGAGCCGCGAUCAGCCUCGGCCCAUUGAAGAGCCGAACCUCAUCCAGCGCAAGUCGCGUAGGAAUUCUAGCAAUAUUCCAAAAUUUUGUGACGGAUAUCCCGCGAAACGCGUUCGCCGGGCAAUUUGAAAUUUCUGUGUGAACUUGUGACAGAGAUCUGUGUGGACGAGAGGACCGCUGUCAGUGUGCGUGCAGUGAAGUCGCGCCGAGCCCCCAGGACCGGCAGCGCCAUGUCGACCGGCAAGAGACUCGCGAAGCGCUCCAUCAUCGGGACGCGCGUCGCCGCGCUCGCCGAGGACGGACUUUACUACUCGGGUAUGAUACAGGCAGUGAAAACGCCGGCGCCGUUUCCGGAGAAUAACAACUGCAUAAACCUGACCCCAAACACUCGGUACACCGUGCGCUUUGACGGCGGAAAGAUGAGUCGUGAGUACCGCGACGCUGAGCUGAUCGGGCCCGGCUUCCGCGGGUUGGUGGGCGUGCGGCUGCAGCCCGGCCAGCGAGUCUUUCUCACGCACAACGGCCGGGAGGUACGCGCGGACGUGCUUCGCCACGACUACCAGACCGACGAGCUCCGCGUUCAGGUUCACUCGCCCACUUCUGAGGCGCCAAUAGAACUGAAGAAGAGACUGGAGGAGAUAAGACUGCUGGAGUCGCGUAAGUCGGCGCGGCUGGCGGACGUCGACACAGACUUCGCGCGGCUGGCUGACAUGGCCGGCGACCGCCGCCGCGCCUCCGCCAACAUCGAAGUGCCUACACAUCACAUGCAAGGAUCUCGUAAACGGGGUCCGAGCAGUUCAUGCGACCAGGGCUACGGCGAGCGCGAUGACCAAAUGAACGAGUGCAAUGCAGCCCUUGUUCUCAUGUCUCUCAGCUGUUCACCCAACUCACCACGACCCAGUGCGUGGGGCGGGCGAUCGUCAGUAUCUCCUGGUGCCAGCAGCAGCUCAGGGUCUUCGUGGCGCAGCGGGACCCCCUCACCUCCGCCUGUCUCCUCCUCAUUCAGUGAUGAAGGCAUCGCCAUGGACUACGAGGAGUUACAUCCUCGCAAGAAAAGGAUAAACAGCGUUGUAUUUGAGUGCACAUGGCGAGGUUGCGGGCACACCACCAACAGUUGUUCAUCUAUUGAAGCGCACAUUAGGAACACACAUUUGGGGCCAAAGAAAGAGGGCGAGAGCGAUCAUGAGGAAGAGUUCUACUACACGGAGCGCGAGUUGCUAGCGCCGCCGCCACCGCCCACGCUAUCCCACCGUGACAUGUGCCGCCCGCCACACGAGGACCCAGACUACCAGCGUCAGUUGGUCGGCUCUUAUAGGCAAGGACUCCUUUCAACGUUGCAAAAUGGCUCCGCAAGACCUAUAAGUAUUCCAGUAAGCCAUCCCUGGUCAUCAUCUCAUUCACCGAAGCACAUGCGAUUGUCGGGCAUGACCGGCUCGCCCGGCAGCCCGGGCCGGCGACCGCGCUCUGACAACAAGAAGUGCCGCAAGGUGUACGGCAUGGACCAGCGCGACCUCUGGUGCACGCAGUGCAAGUGGAAAAAGGCGUGUACGCGUUUUAAUGAAUAACGCUCGCGCCGACGCACGCACACGCGCGCGCCCUCUCGCAUCACAAAUGACAUUUAAUAAGUUUGUUGUACCCGAACUGUAAACGUGAAGAACCGCGUAAACAAUUCCGUGAGUGUUUGUGUGUCGUCAAUAACCUUAAAUGAAGAUAUUAUUAAAAUGUUUUUAUUAAUUGUAAGGAUAUACGGAGUAUAUACUAUAUAUUGUUUAUUAAUAAUAGGGGAGACAUAUUUUUUUCUCUUUCGAUGUGACUCGUAUUUGACUGCAUUAUGGACAUUGCCCACGUAUUUUUGUAGAGCUGGUCACAGUUGCUUUUUUCGAGAGGCCGAAUUCCCGGCGAUAUCGACUGAAGACUGUGAACAUUAGAAUUAAGCUUUUAGAUCUAAGUUCUGACUGACAAAACAGUGUGAAAACUAUUGUUUAGUAUCGAUGCGCUAUUAUAAAUUUAUUUGCAUAAAUCUGUACGAAUGAUGAAAAUGGAAAUGUUAUAUUUUAAAUUGAUUACCACGGAUGUGCGAGCAAUUAAUACCAGAACUAGAAACAAUACUACUAUAUUCUACUUUAGACUUUUAUAAACUCUAUUUUUGAUACCGAUACAUAAUUUCUAUUUUAUGAAUUUCUCCUACUAGUAUCAACAGAUUUCAAUGCAAACAAAUAUUUAAACGGUUUUAAGAAAAUAUAUGAAGUGACGGACAUAAAUAAACAUACCACUAACACAACCACAAGUUAUUUCUAGAUUGAUAUACGCAAUAGAAUAAUGCAAAAAUAAUUAAUUUUAUAUGCAAUAGAAUAUUAGUAAUGAACUAUUAACUGAUAUUAUUUUUACUAAUAUAGGAGCCUUGUUAAGGGAAAGCAAUGCAAUAUUUAUUUUAUUUUUUAGUAAGGAACAUUGAGGAUUAACAGGGAUGAAAAAUUGAAUGUCGUUAUUAUGAGAGUAAUAAUUAAAUUCCGUCCACUUCAUCGGGUGUGCCGUUGGAGUACAACGAGAAACAAUUUGAUACUUGACAAUGUUUUCACACUGUUGAUAAUCCGAGCGUUCAAUUGGAUGAUUCUCGUCCAGUCGGUUGCAAUCAGUGAUAUUUUAUCACUUCAAGUUACAUAAUGUACCUACUGACUGAAUUAUUAGAUAAUAAAUGAAGUUUAUUGUGUAUACAUAUACACGAUGAAAAUUGAACUUAGCCAGUAAGUAUCUCAAAUUCGACUAAAAGACUACAAAGUUUAGACUUAAAAAUUUUUAUGAACAUAUCUGUACUGUAUACAAGGAAGAUCCUUUAUGAACAAGGAGAGAAUACUCAACAUCGCUCACGACGCGCAUUUUGUUAGGGACACAAUCGCCAUCUGUCACAUGCGUUGUAUUUGUUGACCACAAGCACCGACGGAUUGCAAACGCUUUGCACGACGAAACAAACAGCGCCCAAGACGGAAUCUAAUCGGAUGCGAUUGAAAUUUGUAACGAACGUGUAUCAGAACUUCGUGUUUGAUGCACUAUUACAAAGACUAGCGGAUGGUAUCCAGUAGCAGAGUAGAAAUUAAAUCGUGACAUGUAUUUGUCAUGGGAUAUUAAAGAAAUGUGUCAUGCAAAUAUAAAAAACUUACAGCUUUGGCUCUCGAACAACAUUGGAUUUCCAUAAGAUGCCUUAAGAUGACAUAAUGUGAUACCGAGCUGUAAGAAGUCGGAGAGCGGAAAGUAAUCCAGCGAGCGAGUGCUGCGCCUCCGUGCCGCAAUAUUAGUCCUUAAGUAUAAAGUAUAUUGUGUACAUACAUAUUUAUAAUCAAAGUUAUAUAUUAUACAUGUAUUUUGAAAUGAAAGCAAUGUUUGGAUGUGUACAUAUAAGAAUUUUAUUAAAAUAUUAUUGUUAAAUAAUGUGAUCAUUAAUAUCGAAAUUGUUUUAUACGAGGUCGAGAUACAUUUUAAUAUAUAUAAUAAUAUAUAAGGAGUUUAAGUCCUGUAUAGUUUUAAGUGAUAGUUAAGGCGCUGACAAGUGCAGCGUUUCUUGUCAAUCGUAGUUACCAAGCAUCGGCGUUGUAAUAUACAGAACAUGUUGUGUUUAUAAGUAAUCGUAAUAGUAUCCAUUAGUCUCCGAUCACUCAGGCCUCCAAAGCGAACUGAAACCGAAGCGAACCACUAAUGUUGACAUGAAUCUAGCAUGGAUAUGGUUUUAUGUUCCAGUGAACGUUCCAUUAUUUCGCUUUCUUUUCAUGUCUUUGAGUGUUACUUUGUCUCGGUUCCUGUUCGCCAUCGCGGCUGUGUGUUCAUAGGCCUUACAUACGGUUCACGUAAAUCGGAAUGUGCCAAUCCAAAAUAACAGAUCCAAUAAUGAUAAAAUCGCCCCAGGCAUAUGUCGUUGCGUAUUCUUUUUGUCUAUACUCGGUGCUCUGCAAACAAUGUUCACGCACAUACAAAUACAUAUUUAUAUCGAUAUUUUUUUCUAUUUAUACACGGGCAUUCAUCUUAACAUAGCCAUAAAUCAUAAUAUUAGUAAUUUUCAAC